GUACCGUGGCGGUACCAGUUAAUGGAGUAGUGCUGUAUAAAACAUUCUGCCACAACCGGGGGCUGCCAAAAUUGCCGGGGAAGGACGAAAGAAAAAGGCCAAAAAAAAAAAAAAAAAAGAUGAUAAAGAAUGCGGGUUUGGGUCAAAGGAAAUGUGCCGGAAUAGCGGCAGAGGCGCUGACUAGAGGCGUCAGGACGGCGGUGAACGUGGAGAAGGAGACGAUAAAUGAGAGGAACCUUUACAAAAGGUUGUCGGCAUUGGGAGCGAAGAAAGGGUUGGUGGGAGCGACGAUAAAUGAGUACCUGAGAGAGGGGAGAGUGCCCCACAAACAGGAGCUCAUGAGUUGCAUCAAGGAACUUCGUCGUUUUGGAAGACACCACCAAGCCCUUGAGACAAUGGAAUGGAUGGACACAAGGAACGUGAACCUUUCACACCGCGACCAUGCCACCCGCUUGGAUCUUAUAUGUAAAACCCAGGGAAUAGAUGCCGCCGAAGACUACUUCAAUGGCCUUCCACCUUCUGCUAAGAACCAAUUCACUUAUGGAGCUCUCUUGAACUGCUAUUGUGUUGAAAAGAUGAAAGACAAGGCAUUGGAUCUCUUUGACAAGAUGCAUCAGAUGCAAAUUGCUCCCUCCUCACUGGCUUUCAACAACCUUAUGUCCUUGUAUAUGAGAUUAGGACAGCCCGAGAAGGUGCCACCCCUGGUAGACGAAAUGAAGAAAAGGAAGAUACCUCUCUCCACCUUUACUUACAAUAUUUUCAUGCAUAGUUAUUCGUGCUUAGAUGAUAUUGAGGGAGUGGAAAGAGUUUUUGAGGAGAUUAUGCAGGAGGCUGGGAAAAGGUAUGAUUGGACUACUUUUAGUAAUUUGGCUGUUGCCUAUGUCAAUGCCGGACUAAAUGAAAAAGCUGUGCUCGCUUUAAAAAAGGUAGAGCAAGAAAUGGGACCUCGCAACCGUGAGGCAUUUCAUUAUCUGCUAAGCUUGUAUGCCAGAACUGCUAAUAUUGGUGAGGUCCAUCGCAUUUGGAAGUCCUUGAGAUCAAGUCUGCCUACAGUUACAAAUCUGAGCUAUCUUACCAUGCUUCAGGCUCUGAAUAAACUGAACGACAUCCACGGACUGAAGAAUUGCUUCCGGGAAUGGGAAUCAACAUGCUCUAGUUAUGACAUUAGGUUGGCUAACCUUGCUAUCGGUGCCUAUCUCCGACAUGAUAUGGCAGAGGAUGCUGAAUCCGUGUUCCAUUCUGCGCUAAAGAGGUCGAGUGGACCUUUCUUUAUUGCCCGGGAAAUGCUAAUGAUGUACUAUUUGAAAAACCGCAAUGUCAGGCUGGCACUGCAGUGCAUGGAAGCUGCUAUUUCUGAGCUCGAUGGCUCUGAAUGGCAACCAAAAUCUGAUAGCAUAUGUAAAUUUCUCACUGUUUGUGAAGAAGAAAAAGAUGUUGAUAGUGCCGAGGAAUUCUGCAAAUACUUAAAGAAGGUAAAUUGUCUAAAUCACAGAGUCUACAAGUCAUUGCUUCAGACUUAUGUUGCUGCUGCAAAAACAGCACCCUAUAUGCGCACAAGAAUUGAGGGAGAUGGAAUUGAAAUAUGCUCCGAACUGGAAAACCUGCUACAAAAUGUUUCUCCUGAAUAGUUUAAGUUCUCCUGAAUCAACUUUUCAAUAUUUCUUUUGUAAAGAUCCCGUUGGUUAUCAAGUGGCUUGGCACGAUGGGAAGAUGUUACGUGCUUCUUUUAGAAGCCAGAUUCAUAUUAGUCUUGGUUUUUGUUAUCCUUUGCCUUCACGCAUAAGGUCAAUUCCGACAGGAGGAUCAAAAGGUUUGAAAUGCAGAGAUAAUCAUUCGAGAGUUUGGAAA
Messenger RNA from Coffea eugenioides, 1848 nucleotides. RefSeq names its product pentatricopeptide repeat-containing protein At1g02370, mitochondrial. NCBI's taxonomy places the organism in Eukaryota, Viridiplantae, Streptophyta, Magnoliopsida, Gentianales, Rubiaceae. Gene Ontology annotation, cellular component: mitochondrion. Gene Ontology annotation, molecular function: protein binding. The record is from RefSeq and is a predicted model, not a curated record. Bases 120 to 1628 code for a protein of 502 amino acids. The transcript is spliced from 2 exons.